Messenger RNA from Zootermopsis nevadensis, 2161 nucleotides. RefSeq lists its product as uncharacterized. Lineage: Eukaryota; Metazoa; Arthropoda; Insecta; Blattodea; Termopsidae. The record is from RefSeq and is a predicted model, not a curated record.
UUCAAUUUGUACAUGUUGCCGUUCAAGUCAUGUUAUGCUUGUGUAGUUGAGUUUUUUAUACUGAAAGCGAAGAAAAGCGGGAUAAUUCUGGCGGCAUUGUGACAUAAUAGAAUGUCGACAGUAGAGGAUUUGUAUUAGUAAGUGAUUCGAAACUGAUUUUUACACUGAGUAUGUGAUUAUGGUUGUCAUGUUGUGGGUCACAUGAAACUAGUUCUUUUCUCAUGUUCAAAUAAAGAAGCCGGUUGCUACCGUAUUGUAAUUUCUUGGUAACUGUGUAGAAUGGAUAUAUGUGCAAAGCAACAAAUUGACUUGUCUUGUGAAGUUUCUUCCCCACAAUACUUCAAAAGUUCUUUUGCCAGAUCUAUGGCAAUUGACUGUAUGGACCGAAGUAAACCACUAGACAGUGCUUAUUUGGGCCAGUCAGCUGUCAGUGAGAAACAUGUCCUACACCAAACUGAAAGUGAAACAGUGUGGACUCCAUCAUCUGUGAGUUGUAAUAGAAAUUGUAAACCAAUGACAGAACUAGCAACAAUGUGCAAAGGAAAUAAACUGUUGAAGAAUUGGUGUGAUUUGCCUCAUAUGACAGCUCAGAAGAAGAAUAACAAGAUGAGAAACCAAAGCACUGAUGCUGCAAAGCUUUGGAAAACAGAACAGGAUGUAUCAAGUGACUUGGUUAAUCAGAAUGACAUAAACGGUAGUGGCCAUUUACAAAGUCCUGGCAGUUCCUGUACAGAUGUUCUUCGUCUUCGAAAGGAGUGUCAGAGUCUGCUAGAGGAAAAUAGACGCCUUCAGGCCACCUUGGACCUACGUUCAGUGCCUUUACUGAAUGGCCGAAGCUUGCAGGUGAUAGACAGUACCAUUCUGCAGUCCCGUGUUGACACGCUGCAGUGGCAACUCAAGCAGGCUGAAUCCAGUCGGCAGAUGUACCGAGCUGUGAUGGAGCAGGUUGUGAGGUUUCUGGAGCGAGCAUACAAGAAUCUUGACUUGAUUAAAAACAAAAUGGACCCUGGAGGAAGCUCAAACAAAUCAGAUCCUUCCAGAGUUCCUCGUUCUCGUAGUGUCCACACAGUGGAUGUUUCACCAAGCCGAGAAUGUCCAAAAUAUGAAACUCAACCUCAUUUCCCACGUGCUAAAAGCAUUGCACAGAUUGAGGCAUCUCCCAACUAUAGCACUUUCCGUGACUUCACCUGGCGCCGCCCAAGACAGACUCGUUCAGAUCCUGAUGAAGUUCCACCUGAUAAAUUGUCGCAGGAAGCAUUUCGCUUGCUUCGCACAAUACAGUCAUUGUUGAACACCAGAGAACCUGACCUUGUGCAGCGACUGUGUCCAGAACUUGAACGUGAGAUGGUACUUGACCAUGACUCUAGUGACAGCCACUGCAGUAGUCCUUCCUUGGCUAUACCUGGACCAGGCAACAAAAAUUUACAUACAGUAGUUUUCCAGAGUAGAAGCAAACAAAAACCAGAACCUGUUUCUCUUUCCACUGGUAGCUGCAGCUCACUUCUCCGGCAGUCACUUGAUGCCUCUUCUCUCCGUUCCAUUAACUAUAACACUAAUAACAGCUCCUUAACUAGUGGUCUUGAAUCUGCUUUUGCUGGAAGAUUCAGGACCACACCUCCAUCAUACACUUCUUCCCUUGGCCGUCCUCAGAAAUGCAAGGCACACAGCCCCCCUGUCCUGGAGUUAGGUUAUGAACCUAGAGACACCAUAAACAGCAGUCCACCAGUACCUCAACUUAGUGUAAGUUCAACUGAGGAUGAGAGUGGAUUCUCCUCAAUGAACUCCUUCCAAGAAGUAGGACUGCCAUUGAUAAAUCCAUCUAAAACACCAGCCUAUUCCAAACAGUCAUCUUCAUACAAUGAGACCCAUUAUCAGUCUAAGACUCAGAACUCCACAAGCCAGCCAGCAGGUUAUUGUGGUUCUGGGUGCCUGGAUCUAGGGUUACCAGUGGUUGACAUUCCAUCCAUCAGCAGUGACAGAAAUGGUACCACUCCGAUGCACAGGCGGUGCAGUUCAAGUCCAGCUGAAACUAUUUCACAAAAUUCAAAAAAUAAUGCUUCUUUCCAUGGUGCAGGAGAAAUGUUGAGGGUGCUGUGGGUCUGAAUGCCACUGAACGUAUAUUUUUUUGCCGUUUGCUGAUUUUAAAAUGUCUAUUUUGUCG